AUGGGGCAUCUGAUUGCUACACGGUGUGCUUCAAGACAGGGUGUGCUCACUCCUCUAGGGGCAGAGUUAACAGGGGCACUACUGGCUGUCCAGUUCUGCAAAACCUUGGGGUUGACGAGGAUUAAUUUUGAAGGGGAUGCGCAGGUGGCUGUGAAUGCUAUAAAUUCUUCGACCAGGGAUAUGAGUAACUUUGGUCAUGUUGUGGACGACAUACACACCGAAUUACAAGGCUUACCUUGCUGGCAAUUCACGUUCACUCGAAGGGAUGGGAAUAAAGCCGCUCAUCGUUUAUCUCGCUUUGCGGCAUUGCAUGCGAUAAGCCAGACAUGGCGUGAUACACCGCCUGUUUGGUUGAGAGACAUUAUUUAUUUGGAGCAAACUGCUCUGGGAGACUAA
This is a messenger RNA of Corylus avellana, 396 nucleotides long. RefSeq lists its product as uncharacterized. Lineage: Eukaryota; Viridiplantae; Streptophyta; Magnoliopsida; Fagales; Betulaceae. Gene Ontology annotation, molecular function: nucleic acid binding; RNA-DNA hybrid ribonuclease activity. The record is from RefSeq and is a predicted model, not a curated record.